This is a messenger RNA of Iphiclides podalirius (scarce swallowtail), 522 nucleotides long. NCBI's taxonomy places the organism in Eukaryota, Metazoa, Arthropoda, Insecta, Lepidoptera, Papilionidae. The record is from the annotation of a GenBank genome assembly.
AUGUGCAAGAUACCAUCCAAAUCCAAGGGUGAUUCAGACUUAGAGAAUAAAGCUAGAAAAGCUGCUGAAAGAAUAUCGGAGAAUAUGCAUAUAGUAGCAAAUGAGCCGUCUCUAGCACUGUACAGAUUACAAGAGCAUGUUAGAAAAGCUUUACCCCCAAUGGUCGAAAGAAGAGUGGAGGUGACAAAAUUACAACAUGAGUUACAAGGAAGAUGCUAUGAUGUUGAAUAUGCACUAAGUGCGGUCAAGUCAAUGGAUGGAGCUACAGCAAGUUUCAAGAACAUAACUGAGAUGUUGAAACAAUCUAUCUAUUUAAAACAGCAGUUAAAAUAUGAAGAGAAUAGGCGAAAUAAAAAAGAUACAAAUUCUGUCUAUAAACGUCUCUCUGCUCACAUUGUUUUAGAUUUACCAGACCUAUCUGACUUCUCUAUGGUUCGUGAAACCACUAAUAGAAUAGAAAACAUGAUGGCUCAUGCCCGAGGCUCCACUAAUGAAUUGCAGAGGUCGCACACUACAUUGCAU